CUGCGCAGGUAAAAGGUUGCUUGUACACUUUUUCGUUAUCAAUGCUGAAACUUAAAGUUCGGGGAAAUUUUCUGAGAUCCUUUGUUCAUCUGGUCACAAUAAGUCGCAUAAUGGGUGAUAUGUUUGUGAAAUCUACCGAUUGUGGCCCCAGUUCUCGGGUUAAAUUGGCGGAAAGUGAAUUUGCCCAACGGUUAUUGCAACAAUGUCGCCAAGUGGAAAAACCCAAAGCUACAUUGGAUUUGAAUGCAUUUCAAGCGUUAUCUGAGAGGUUUCCCGCCAAGUUUGGCAUCGACACAUGUCGGGUUAAGGCGCAACCGGCGGAUCGCAGUGAGCAAAUCCGGAAGCAGAUUGCCUCCGCCUAUCCGGUGAUUCACGAACGGACUCUACUGUUAUACGCCAAUUUCCUGGAGCACAAGCUUAAGUUCGGCAGCGAUCAGGAGAAGAGCCUUUACACGAACAUGACUCUGGUGGACUUUGUGCAGCGCCUUCUGGCAAAGAGAUGUGUGUGGUUCUUGGGCGGAGGAGACUACUACCACACCAUGGAUGGGGAAACCGGAAGCGGGGGCUUCGAGGAGGUGGGCACGCCCGCAGAAAAACACCCGCUGAAGCUAACCUCCGUACUCAGCUACGACGAGAUCAAGUUGUCCGCCCUGCUCUACGUUUCCACCCACUCGGAGUUCAUCAACACGGGGCGCAGGGAAAAUGCCGGCGAGGUGACCCAGAAUAAGGAUACCAUCGAACGCGAGGGCGUGAUAGUUGGACUAAUUGGAGCCCGUUUCGAGCGACCCGAUGUAAUGGAGUACCAGGAUAUCAUGAUUACAAAGAGCCAAAACACCCAUACCAGGGGCUAUGGUUUGCGCAACUCCUCCUCGACUGAUACCGCCACUCCAGCCGCAGAUCUCCGUAGAGUGUGGAGGGAAUUCUACGGGGAGCCCAGAGAUUUCAUCUAUGGGGAAACACCCAAAAACGAUGAUCGCUUUGAGAAGGUUCCGGAAGGUAGGUUCGAUCAUCAGGUGAUGCGCAAGCGAUUUGGCAUCAGUUUCGAUACCCUCCUCCUGGAGGCACAGUCGCGAGCCGAGAAGAUUGGCAAGCCCGCCUAUAUCCAUGUGGUGGGCAUCGGGUUGGGUGUUUGGAGGGCCACCGAGCGGCAGAGGCAAACCUUCUUCGAAGCCUUCGAGGAACGAUUGCACGCACUGGGCGAACGACUCAGUCACAUCGGUGUGGUGGACUUCUCCUGGAUGCAUUUGACCAGAGUGGGCAGCCUGUACGAUGGAGCCCUGUUUCCCGUGGACAAACAUCCGCAAGGUGGCAUACGCAUCCGCAGUUCGAAACGUAAUCCAGCCGACAAACUGGCGGAGGACAUGCUGCUAGUGGUCACCUAUGCCUGGGAUGGAAAUGCCCUUCCCGGCAACGAAUUUUGGGCGGGAAGCCUGACCGGCAGUGGAGAUCCGGCAGCCGCUUGUUCCACUUUGAUCUCAGAGCUCCAGAAUACCCACGUGAAUGUGGACUACAUGAGUGGGUCCAAUCUGCACAUCGCAUCCCUGGAGCAUGGAUUGCUCCAUGUGGGUGAUUACGCCAAAUGUGUAACUGUCUAACCCUCCAUUAUUUAUUUUUACCCUAACUAAUACUCCAUUCAGCUAUAUUAUCUUAAAAUGUAUACAAAAAAUACAAGAUGCAGCAUUACAACAUAACUUUAAAAACUCGAAAACUUGCCAAAAUAUAUACAACUGUGUUAUUUAAGGGGGUAUUCUGGUUUAGAAGCCUGAAUUUUAGGCAAUAUAUAUAUGUUCUUUU
This is a messenger RNA of Drosophila gunungcola (fruit fly), 1794 nucleotides long. RefSeq lists its product as uncharacterized. The record is from RefSeq and is a predicted model, not a curated record. Lineage: Eukaryota; Metazoa; Arthropoda; Insecta; Diptera; Drosophilidae. Bases 42 to 1595 code for a protein of 517 amino acids. The transcript is spliced from 4 exons.